AGACAGAAACAACAGCUCCAACAACUGUUACAAUAACGCCUACAUCAACAGAAACCCCUCUACAACUAGUAUAUCCACUGGUACAACAACACUCACAUCAGCGGAAACACCCUCCACAACUAGUAUAUCCACUGGUACAACAACACCUACAUCAACAGAAACACCCUCUACAACUAGUAUAUCCACUGGUACAACAACACCUACAUCAACAGAAACACCCUCUACAACUAGUAUAUCCACUGGUACAACACCACCUACAUCAACAGAAACACCCUCUACAACUAGUAUAUCCACUGGUACAACAACACCCACAUCAACCGAGACAUUUACAACCACAUCCACCACUACACCAACUACUACUGUGACACAAACCUUUACAGAGACAGAAACAACAGCUCCAACAACUGUUACAAUAACGCCUACAUCAACAGAAACCCCCUCUACAACUAGUAUAUCCACUGGUACAACAACACCCACACCAACAGAAACACCCUCUACAACUAGUAUAUCCACUGGUACAACAAUACCCACAUCAACAGAGACAUUUACAACCACAUCCACCACUACACCAACUACUAUUGUGACACAAACAUUUACAGAGACAGAAACAACAGCUCCAACAACUGUUACAAUAACUCCUACAUCAACAGAAACACCCUCUACAACUAGUUCAACUACAGUUACAACAACACCUCAUGUCUGUGAUUGUGAGUGGUCAAAUUGGAUUGACAGCAACACACCCAGUGAAGAACCCAAAGGAUUCGAAACAGAGUCAAUCACUGUUUUGUGGAAUUCAGCAAAGAUUUCUUGUCAGAGCCCCAGCGACAUUGAAUGUAGGGCAGUAGACUAUCCAGAAAACUCCUUGGAUGAAAUGGGACAAGAAGUAUAUUGCAAUACAUCCUUUGGUUUGAUAUGUUCAAACGAAGACAAUGCAGAUGGCUUGAUACCAUUAUGUCGUAAUUACGAAAUACGUGUAAGAUGUUGUGAAGCUAUGUGUACUACAACCUAUUCUACUGUUACACCCUCAAGUACAACCACCGAAACACCUACGACAAAUUCCAUUACAACAACUGUGGUAUCAACAACACCCACAUCAACAGAGACAUUUACAACCACAUCCACCACUACACCAACUACUACUGUGACACAAACUUUUACAGAGACAGAAACAACAGCUCCAACAACUGUUACAAUAACGCCUACAUCAACAGAAACCCCUACAACUAGUAUAUCCACUGGUACAACAACACUCACAUCAGCGGAAACACCCUCCACAACUAGUAUAUCCACUGGUACAACAACACCUACAUCAACAGAAACACCCUCUACAACUAGUAUAUCCACUGGUACAACAACACCUACAUCAACAGAAACACCCUCUACAACUAGUAUAUCCACUGGUACAACACCACCUACAUCAACAGAAACACCCUCUACAACUAGUAUAUCCACUGGUACAACAACACCCACAUCAACCGAGACAUUUACAACCACAUCCACCACUUCACCAACUACUACUGUGACACAAACCUUUACAGAGACAGAAACAACAGCUCCAACAACUGUUACAAUAACGCCUACAUCAACAGAAACCCCCUCUACAACUAGUAUAUCCACUGGUACAACAACACCCACAUCAACAGAAACACCCUCUACAACUAGUAUAUCCACUGGUACAACAAUACCCACAUCAACAGAGACAUUUACAACCACAUCCACCACUACACCAACUACUAUUGUGACACAAACAUUUACAGAGACAGAAACAACAGCUCCAACAACUGUUACAAUAACUCCUACAUCAACAGAAACACCCUCUACAACUAGUUCAACUACAGUUACAACAACACCUCAUGUCUGUGAUUGUGAGUGGUCAAAUUGGAUUGACAGCAACACACCCAGUGAAGAACCCAAAGGAUUCGAAACAGAGUCAAUCACUGUUUUGUGGAAUUCAGCAAAGAUUUCUUGUCAGAGCCCCAGCGAGAUUGAAUGUAGGGCAGUAGACUAUCCAGAAAACUCCUUGGAUGAAAUGGGACAAGAAGUAUAUUGCAAUACAUCCUUUGGUUUGACAUGUUCAAACGAAGACAAUGCAGAUGGCUUGAUACCAUUAUGUCGUAAUUACGAAAUACGUGUAAGAUGUUGUGAAGCUAUGUGUACUACAACCUAUUCUACUGUUACACCCUCAAGUACAACCACCGAAACACCUACGACAAAUUCCAUUACAACAACUGUGGUAUCAACAACACCCACAUCAACAGAGACAUUUACAACCACAUCCACCACUACACCAACUACUACUGUGACACAAACUUUUACAGAGACAGAAACAACAGCUCCAACAACUGUUACAAUAACGCCAACAUCAACAGAAACACCCUCUACAACUAGUAUAUCCACUGGUACAACAACACCCACAUCAACAGAAACACCCUCUACAAUUAGUAUAUCCACUGGUAUAACAACACUCACAUCAGCAGAAACACCCUCUACAACUAGUAUAUCCACUGGUACAACAAAACCUACAUCAACAGAAACACCCUCUACAACUAGUAUAUCCACUGGUACAACACCACCUACAUCAACAGAAACACCCUCUACAACUAGUAUAUCCACUGGUACAACAACACCCACAUCAACCGAGACAUUUACAACCACAUCCACCACUACACCAACUACUACUGUGACACAAACCUUUACAGAGACAGAAACAACAGCUCCAACAACUGUUACAAUAACGCCUACAUCAACAGAAACCCCCUCUACAACUAGUAUAUCCUCUGGUACAACAACACCCACAUCAACAGAAACACCCUCUACAACUAGUAUAUCCACUGGUACAACAACACCCACAUCAGCAGAGACACCCUCUACAACUAGUAUAUCCACUGGUACAACAAUACCCACAUCAACAGAGACAUUUACAACCACAUCCACCACUACACCAACUACUAUUGUGACACAAACAUUUACAGAGACAGAAACUACAGCUCCAACAACUGUUACAAUAACGCCUACAUCAACAGAAACACCCUCUACAACUAGUAUAUCCACUGGUACAACAACACCCACAUCAGCAGAAACACCCUCUACAACUAGUAUAUCCACUGGUACAACAAUACCCACAUCAACAGAGACAUUUACAACCACAUCCACCACUACACCAACUACUGUUGUGACGCAAACAUUUACAGAGACAGAAACAACAGCUCCAACAACUGUUACAAUAACGCCUACAUCAACAGAAACCCCCUCUUCAACUAGCAUAUCCACUGGUACAACAACACCCACAUCAACAGAGACAUUUACAACCACAUCCACCACUACACCAACUACUGCUGUGACACAAACAUUUACAGAGACAGAAACAACAGCUCCAACAACUGUUACUUAUAUCCACUGGUACAACAAUACCCACAUCAACAGAGACAUUUACAACCACAUCCACCACUACACCAACUACUAUUGUGACACAAACAUUUACAGAGACAGAAACAACAGCUCCAACAACUGUUACAAUAACGCCUACAUCAACAGAAACCCCUCUACAACUAGUAUAUCCACUGGUACAACAACACCCACAUCAACAGAAACCCCCUCUUCAACUAGUAUAUCCACUGGUACAACAACACCCACAUCAACAGAAACCCCCUCUACAACUAGUAUAUCCUCUGGUACAACAACACCCACAUCAACAGAAACACCCUCUUCAACUAGUAUAUCCACUGGUACAACAACACCCACAUCAACAGAAACACCCUCUACAACUAGUAUAUCCACUGGUACAACAAUACCCACAUCAACAGAGACAUUUACAACCACAUCCACCACUACACCAACUACUAUUGUGACACAAACAUUUACAGAGACAGAAACAACAGCUCCAACAACUGUUACAAUAACACCUACAUCAACAGAAACACCCUCUACAACUAGUUCAACUACAGUUACAACAACACCUCAUGUCUGUGAUUGUGAGUGGUCAAAUUGGAUUGACAGCAACACACCCAGUGAAGAACCCAAAGGAUUUGAAACGGAGUCAAUCACUGUUUUGUGGAAUUCAGCAAAGAUUUCUUGUCAGAGCCCAAGCGAGAUUGAAUGUAGGGCAGUAGACUAUCCAGAAAACUCCUUGGAUGAAAUGGGACAAGAAGUAUAUUGCAAUACAUCCUUUGGUUUGACAUGUUCAAACGAAGACAAUGCAGAUGGCUUGAUACCAUUAUGUCGUAAUUACGAAAUACGUGUAAGAUGUUGUGAAGCUAUGUGUACUACAACCUACUCUACUGUUACACCCUCAAGUACAACCACCGAAACACCUACGACAAAUUCCAUUACAACAACUGUGGUAUCAACAACACCCACAUCAACAGAGACAUUUACAACCACAUCCACCACUACACCAACUACUACUGUGACACAAACUUUUACAGAGACAGAAACAACAGCUCCAACAACUGUUACAAUAAUGCCUACAUCAACAGAAACCCCCUCUUCAACUAGUAUAUCCACUGGUACAACAACACCCACAUCAACAGAAACCCCCUCUUCAACUAGUAUAUCCACUGGUACAACAACACCCACAUCAACAGAGACAUUUACAACCACAUCCACCACUACACCAACUACUACUGUGACACAAACAUUUACAGAGACAGAAACAACAGCUCCAACAACUGUUACAAUAACGCCUAUAUCAACAGAAACCCCCUCUUCAACUAGUAUAUCCACUGGUACAACAACACCCACAUCAACAGAAACCCCCUCUUCAACUAGUAUAUCCACUGGUACAACAAUACCCACAUCAACAGAGACAUUUACAACCACAUCCACCACUACACCAACUACUAUUGUGACACAAACAUUUACAGAGACAGAAACAACAGCUCCAACAACUGUUACAAUAACGCCUACAUCAACAGAAACACCCUCUACAACUAGUGUAUCCACUGGUACAACAACACCCACAUCAACAGAAACACCUUCUUCAACUAGUAUAUCCACUGGUACAACAACACCCACAUCAACAGAAACACCCUCUACAACUAGUAUAUCCACUGGUACAACAACACCCACAUCAGCAGAAACACCCUCUACAACUAGUAUAUCCACUGGUACAACAAUACCCACAUCAACAGAGACAUUUACAACCACAUCCACCACUACACCAACUAAUACUGUGACACAAACAUUUAUAGAGACAGAAACAACAGCUCCAACAACUGUUACAAUAACGCCUACAUCAACAGAAACCCCCUCUACAACUAGUAUAUCCACUGGUACAACAACACCCACAUCAACAGAAACCCCCUCUUCAACUAGUAUAUCCACUGGUACAACAACACCCACAUCAGCAGAAACACCCUCUACAACUAGUAUAUCCACUGGUACAACAACACCCACAUCAGCAGAAACACCCUUUACAACUAGUAUAUCCACUGGUACAACAACACCCACAUCAACAGAAACAUCUUUUACAACUGGUUUAACAACACAUUUUACUGUGCAAACUGAGUCAACUGCCGAAACGUCAACAAACAAAACAUCACCCCAAUGUAAAUGUGAAUAUUUAAAUACAACAUUCUCAAUAGGGUCUACAGUCUACAAUAAAACUGACAAAUCGGGUUGGUGCUACAUUGCUUACUGCAAUGACUCUUGUGAUAUUUUGAAAUGGGCUCAACCAUGCCCAACCACUCCAAGUCCAACAGUUUGUCCAAUGCAAUCCUGGGUUGAAGGAUGUCUUAACAAAACCUGCAUAAAUGGCAAGGUCACCUCAAGGCCUGUACAGUGUGACCCAACCGAUUCUUUUGUACCUCAAUGUACCAGUGGACAUAAAGCUGAGAAGGUGUUUUAUAACAAUGGCUGCUGCUCCAAGUAUGAGUGCCCAUGUAUAUGCAAUGGCUGGGGUGACCCUCAUUACAAAACUUUCGAUGGAACAUAUUAUGCUUUCCAAGGAAACUGCACCUAUGUGUUGGUCCAAGAAAUCAUCCCAAGAUACAAUAUCAGUGUCCAUGUUAAAAACUAUUUUUGUGAUUUAAAACAUUAUGCAGCUUGCCCUGAGUAUAUAAUUUUGUAUUACAAAUCCUAUCAAAUCAAGCUGACAAGCAACACUAAAAACGUCCAGGUUUAUGUCAAUGAUGAAAUUAAGAUACCAACAUACGUAAAUGAAGUCCUCACCAUCACCUCUUCCGGCAUGUCAGUGCUUGUGAACAUCUCUGAGAUUAAAGUUGAGAUUUUAGUCUCUCAUGACAGCUAUAGUGUCAAACUCCCGUUCGACUUCUUCCAUAAUAAUACAGAGGGACAGUGUGGGGUUUGUGAUAACAACCAUGCAAAUGACUGCAGACUUCCUAAUGGAACAAUUGACAAAUCGUGUGAGGACAUGGCACAGUUUUGGAUGGUCCCCCCAGGAUGCAAAACCCCUCCACCCCCUCCACCGCCACCUCCUUGCGACACAAAAAUCUGUGAUCUCAUCAAGAGCGAUUUGUUUAAGAACUGCCAUGAUGUUGUUCCUUAUGAAAGUUAUUAUGAGGCAUGUAAAUAUGAUGUGUGCCACAUGCAAAAUGAAUCUGGUGCUUGCUCCAGUAUGGAAAUGUACGCCGAGCUAUGUGGCAAAGACUCUGUCUGUGUGGACUGGAGAAACUCAGCUGACCUCAAAGGUCUAUGCGCAUUCACGUGCCCCAAACACAAAGUCUAUAAGGCAUGUGGGCCUAAAGUGGAAAAAACCUGCAGUACAAGAUACAAUGAGAAGUUUGUGGAGAACGAAUGUCAAAGCGAAGACUGUCAUCAAAUAUUUAUGGAAGGUUGUUACUGUCCUGAUAACUCAAAUCUAGUCAGUUCAACGACAGAUAACUGUACGGCUUACUGCGAUUGCAUUGGCCCUGAUGGAUUACCUAGAGAGCCUGGAGAUACAUGGACCUUGGGCUGUACCACAUAUACAUGUUCCAGUGAGAGCUUUGGUAUUACCACAGAGCCUAUCAGAUGUCCGGAUAUAAAGAGCUGUCCCAAGGGAUACAAAAUAACAACUAAAGACUGCUGCUCAACCUGCGACUGUGAUAGAAACCUUAAUGAAACAUGUGAAAUGACAAAUUGCCCAUUGGGAUAUGAGUUAGGACCAAAAACGGAAGAGAACUGUUGUCCCUGUGUGCCCAAAGGUGUCUGUGUUUACAAUAAAACUGAGUACCAGCCUGGAACUAAAAUCCUCACCAAACCUUGUGUGGAAUGCACCUGUGACAAGACAAAAGCCCCAAAUAAUGAUCUAUAUCCUGUGACUUGCGUUGAUAUAACCUGUGAACCUUGCGCUAAGGGUUUUGAACGAGUAGAGCAAGAAGGAGAGUGCUGUGGUACAUGUAAGCAAAUAGCCUGUGUUUUUGACGCGCCAGACAACACCAGCCGUAUCCUCAAGGUUGGAGAAUUCUACAGUGUAAAAUGUGAGAAUAUUACCUGCCAUAAAAUGAAUGACACAGUUAUGACAUCGAAGACUAUAAAAACCUGCCCUGACUUUAAAGAAGAGGACUGCGAGCAUGGAACUGUGGAAUAUGACAAAGAUGGAUGUUGCAUGAGCUGUGUGCCCAAGAACUGCGUUCGAGUGAAGAACACCACCCAUGUGACUGCAGAUAAUUGUAAAUCCAUCGAGGCUGUUGAAGUGACAUCCUGCAGUGGUCACUGUGACACCCAAUCAAUGUAUUCAAUGCAAAUGAACACCAUGAUGCGCAGCUGUUCUUGUUGCCGGGAGAUGAAAACAAGUCUCAAACAAGUGAAGAUGAAGUGUCUGGAUGGCCGCGAGAUCCUUCAUGACUACGUCUACAUUGAUAGCUGCAAUUGCACUGCUACGGACUGUGAAAAUCAGACAAAAUCUGAUUAAAAAGAUCCUUUUCAAUUUCUGCCAGAACUUGCUUUGAUUACUGCUGAUUUGAGCUCAGUGAUGAUUUAAUAAUCUGUCUCACUGAGAAGGAAAUCAACAGAAGAAGAAUAUGUAGCAACAAAGAUUGCACUACUCUGCUUUUUGUUCUUUAAACUUUUUAUCUCUCUAAAUGGGGACUCUGGGUAUUUCUGGGUCUUGCUUUAAAAUGUCUUUGGUAAUGCAUAAAAUAACUAAAUACAUUUACUGCUUAUAAAAUGAAUGAUGAAUACAAUAAAGAAAAAUAAACU
Molecule: messenger RNA, 8139 nt
Organism: Xyrauchen texanus (razorback sucker)
Lineage: Eukaryota; Metazoa; Chordata; Actinopteri; Cypriniformes; Catostomidae
Product: mucin-2-like
Cellular component (GO): extracellular region; extracellular matrix
Molecular function (GO): hormone activity
Source: RefSeq, a predicted model, not a curated record